Messenger RNA from Nelumbo nucifera (sacred lotus), 2510 nucleotides. Its product is annotated as calcium-dependent protein kinase 26. Gene Ontology annotation, molecular function: ATP binding; calcium ion binding; protein kinase activity. The record is from RefSeq and is a predicted model, not a curated record. Lineage: Eukaryota; Viridiplantae; Streptophyta; Magnoliopsida; Proteales; Nelumbonaceae. Gene Ontology annotation, biological process: protein phosphorylation.
GUUCCUUCAUCAGUUUUAUCGUUGCAGAAAGAAUAAUCGAUUUAUUUAUUUAUUUAUUUCCACGUUAUAUAUUUAUUUUUUGUAUAUAUAAGAGAAAGACACAACCUGGUCAGCUCUGUCUCUGCUUCUUGUUUUUGUUCCGCUGAAUUUGUUAAUAGCUGAAACCAGAACAAAAGAUAAACAAAAAUGGAAUCCUUGUCCAUGGAGAUGCUGUGUCUUCUCCAAACGUGAUACUUAAAAGAGCCAUGAAAGUGCCUUCCCAUUUAUCGCCGCCUUUAAAUCAGAACGUCGGCUCCAUUUCUUCAUUUCUGCCGCUUGUUUGACUGAUGCAAGAUCUUCCGUUGUUAUCAUCUGGAAUUACGAUUCUUCUUUAUUUAUAUAGCUCUCUUUUCCGACUCUGGAUUUGUUUGUUGUCUUCCUAAUUCCUUCUUGGAGCUGGAGUUUUAUUGAUUAGAUUCCCUUGAAUGAGGGAAAAGCUGUGAAGUCGGUCCGGUGUUUUGUCUUUGUUUCAUGGGCAACGCAUGCCGUGGAUCUUUUGGAGACAAUUUUUUGGAGGGCUACAACGAGCCCAUAGAUCGCAGCUGUUCUAGGAGGAACACUUCCCAGCAUUCCACCUCCGACUACUCGACAAGCAGUUUGAAUGCCAAGCAUAUUAUCGCUGGGGAAAUCGGCAAAGUAAACCACAGGAGAAACAAAAGUUCACCUCUCAUCAGUCCAGCGGCAAAAAGUCGCAGCAUGAGGCGGGGAACAGACAACCAGGCAUAUUAUGUGUUGGGUCACAAGACUGCCAACAUCCGUGAUCUUUACACCUUGGGCCGUAAGUUGGGGCAAGGGCAAUUUGGCACCACUUAUUUAUGCACGGAGACUGCCACGGGUAAGGAAUAUGCUUGUAAAUCCAUCUCAAAGAGGAAGUUAAUCUCCAAGGAGGACGUGGAGGAUGUUAGGAGGGAAAUUCAGAUAAUGCACCAUCUAUCAGGCCAUAAGAACAUCGUCACCAUCAAGGGAGCCUAUGAAGAUCCCUUAUAUGUUCAUAUUGUCAUGGAGCUAUGUGCUGGGGGUGAAUUGUUUGAUCGGAUCAUUCAACGAGGUCACUACAGCGAGAGGAAGGCAGCUGAGCUCACCAAGAUUAUUGUGGGGGUUGUUGAAGCCUGUCAUUCGCUUGGGGUUAUGCAUAGGGAUUUGAAGCCAGAGAACUUCUUGCUAGUCAACAAAGAUGAUGAUUUCUCUCUCAAAGCCAUUGAUUUUGGGCUAUCGGUUUUCUUUAAGCCAGGGCAAGUAUUUACUGACGUUGUUGGAAGCCCAUAUUAUGUUGCUCCUGAGGUGCUUUGCAAGCAUUAUGGACCAGAGGCAGAUGUAUGGACUGCAGGAGUUAUACUGUAUAUAUUGCUAAGUGGUGUGCCACCUUUUUGGGCAGAAACACAGCAAGGGAUUUUUGAUGCAGUGCUGAAAGGAGUCAUUGACUUUGAAUCAGACCCUUGGCCACUAAUCUCAGACAGCGCCAAGGAUCUUAUCCGGAAGAUGCUCUGUUCUCGGCCCUCUGAGCGUUUGACUGCUCAUGAAGUACUAUGUCAUCCCUGGAUUUGUGAAAAUGGUGUUGCUCCUGACAGAGCAUUAGAUCCAGCUGUUCUUACUCGCCUCAAGCAGUUCUCUGCAAUGAAUAAAUUAAAGAAGAUGGCUUUGCGGGUAAUAGCUGAAAGACUCUCUGAGGAGGAAAUUGCUGGUUUAAGAGAGAUGUUUAAGGCAAUGGAUACUGACAACAGUGGUGCAAUCACAUUUGAUGAACUAAAAGCUGGCUUGAAAAGAUAUGGCUCUAAUAUGAAGGAGUCAGAAAUCCGUGCCCUUAUGGAUGCGGCCGAUGUGGACAACAGUGGAACCAUUGACUAUGGAGAAUUUAUUGCUGCCACAGUUCAUCUUAACAAGCUGGAACGUGAGGAACAUCUUAUUGCUGCCUUUUCAUACUUUGACAAGGAUGGGAGUGGUUAUAUUACAGUCGAUGAGCUCCAGCAAGCAUGUGCUGAUCAUCAUAUGACAGACAUUCUUGUGGAAGAUAUUAUCAAAGAAGUUGAUCAAGAUAAUGAUGGCAGGAUAGACUAUGGUGAGUUUGUUGCUAUGAUGCAAAAGGGCAAUGCAGGAAUUGGAAGACGAACCAUGCGUAACAGUCUGAAUAUGAGCAUCAGAGAUGCUGCACCAGGAUCUCUUUAACAAUUGAUUACGCACAUCAUGUACAGAUUGUACAGCAAGGCCAUUAGGGAAGAAACGCUGGCGAUGGCUUUAAAGAUGCGAAUUUUGGUUGGUUUCCAGCUUUGGAACCUCGGGAUAUACUGCUGAAGCUCCUUUGUAUGAAUGAAGGUUCUGAGAUUGAGCAUGAAUCCUUCUUUUUUUUUAAAAAAAAAAAAUUCAGAUAACUCCACCGAGUGUAUGCUUCUCCCAUUUGAGUGUCUAAGUUUUGCUUGUAAACUAUUGAUUCAUUCUCAUGGCGUCCAGCAUCUCUUUGGUUUCCUGCAAUUUAA